AUGGAUGAGGAGUGUUUGGAAGCAGCCAUUCAGAAUUAUAAUGCCCAACUGCAGCAAGUGGAGCUGGCGUUGGGAGCCGGGCUGGAUCCCUCGCAAGAAUCCGACCUGAUCCAGCUGCAGUCGGAUUUAAAGCAGCUGAUCGAACUCACCGAAUCCAGCCUGGUGUCUGUGAAAAAGAGCAAGCUCUUUGCCGCUUUGGACCCGGGGAGAUUCUCCGCCUCUCCACCCACUCGUCUAAGCCAAGAUGGCGGUGAGUUGGGCAAGCCCAACGCCGAUGACGAAUACGCAGCUUUUCAAGAAGCCGUCGCUGGUGGAGGCGGCGAGUCUUCGGGCACUCAAGACGAGGCCUACCCAAAGACAGACAGUGAGGCGGACAGCGAGGGGGAGGAAGAGCAGUUGGAGGAGGAGGAGGCGGCCAGUGGGAUGAAAGUGAAGGCCCCGUACUACAGUUCGUGGGGCACCCUGGAGUACCACAAUGCCAUGAUUGUGGGCAGCGAGAGCUUGGAAGACGGCAGUUCCGGGGUCCGAGUUCUCUACCUCUGCCCCACUCACAAGUCCCUCAAGCCAUGCCCCUUUUUUCUGGAAGGGAAAUGCCGUUUCAUGGAGAAUUGCCGAUUUUCCCAUGGGCAGGUUGUCUCCGUGGAGGAGCUGCGUCCCUUUGAGGACCCCGACCUCAGCGGCCUGGCGGAGGGUUCGGCCUGCCUGGCGAGACAUCAGGACGGGAUCUGGUACGCUGCUCGCAUAACCGACAUCGAUAGUGGGUACUACACCGUGAAAUUUGACUCGCUGCUGCUGAAGGAAGCCGUGGUGGAGGGGGACGCUGUCAUGCCUCCACUGCGUAGCGAGGAGGGCUCUUCGUCCUCGGAGUCGGACGAUGACGAAGUGGAUGAUGCGGGAUACGCUAAAGUCAUCGAGUCCGCUGCCCUAGAGAACGGGGAAGGGCCCUCUGUUUGCAGUUCCUCCUUCGGCUGCUGGGAGGCGCACACUCGAGGGAUUGGCUCUAAACUCAUGGCUCAGAUGGGGUAUGAGCUGGGAAAAGGUUUGGGGAAGAACUCGGAGGGCCGAGUGGAGCCUGUGCUGGCUGUGGUGCUGCCAAAAGGCAAAUCCUUGGACCAGUGUGCCGAGAUCCUCCAGAAGAAGCGGGAGGGGACGCUCGAUCCAGCCAAACCCAAGAGACGGCGAGCGAAAGGGAGCGGCACCGCCCGGCCCUCCGCCCGGAGGCCCAAGCCCCCCAACCGGAACGUGUUUGACUUUCUGAACGAAAAACUCCAGGGCGCCGGGGAGCAGCCAGGGGAGAUGGCGCCGUUCGAGAGGGACAGCAAGGAGAUCUAUCACGCCAGCAAGAGCACCAAGAGGGCGCUGAACGUCCGCCUCUUCCAGACGGUAGAGAAGAUUGACCAAACGCAGAAGGAUAUCCGAGGAAUCCAGGAGGCCCUGGCACGCAAUGUCGGACGGCACAGCAUCGCCACGGCUCAGCUGGAAGAGAAGCUGGCUGGUGCCCGCAAAAAGCUGUCCGAGCUGCGGGCUCAGGAGGCCAGUCUACAGCGAGAGCAGAAGAAAGCCGACACGCACAAGAAAAUGACUGAGUUCUAAUCU
Messenger RNA from Euleptes europaea (tarantolino), 1596 nucleotides. It is a transcript of the gene ZGPAT, whose product is annotated as zinc finger CCCH-type and G-patch domain containing. The record is from RefSeq and is a predicted model, not a curated record. Gene Ontology annotation, molecular function: DNA-binding transcription factor activity, RNA polymerase II-specific; RNA polymerase II cis-regulatory region sequence-specific DNA binding; metal ion binding. The coding region runs from base 1 to 1593 and encodes 530 amino acids. Gene Ontology annotation, biological process: regulation of transcription by RNA polymerase II; negative regulation of DNA-templated transcription. NCBI's taxonomy places the organism in Eukaryota, Metazoa, Chordata, Lepidosauria, Squamata, Sphaerodactylidae. The transcript has 6 exons. Gene Ontology annotation, cellular component: nucleus.